AUGGAUCCUGAAUUAUCAUUAUAUAUAGAUAAAGCACAACUUAGAGAUGAUGAAACUCGCCUCAUAUUCAAUCCUCCUUGCAAAAUAUACUCACAGAUCACCGAAUUUAUUUCAGCUAAUCCCAAUAAUGUUGAUUCCAUAGGUAUCCCAAAAUCUCAAAACUGUUUUUUCUUAUACCGCAAAAAUUACAAUGCAAAACAUAAAUCUCAUAGGAGCAAAAAGGAUUGGAAAAUUCUUUCAAAGGAAGCUGGUGAUGCCUGGCAUAAUGAAUCGAACGAAGUAAAAAGUUACUUUAAAGUAUUGGCAAAACUAGCUUUUCAAAAAAAUAAACUAACUUAUGAAAACCUACUACUAAAAAAUUGUAUUUUUAUUAUCCAACAACCAGGGCUACAACAUAAAAAAAUAAGUAACAAUAGUUCUGCAGUUUCAUCAUCACCCGAUCCAUAUUUUUCUCCAAAACUACAACAAAAACAAACAGAUAAUAACGAUCAUGAACCUUCAUCAUCUUUACUUUAUCCAUCUUCCACUUUUUCUUGCACGAGUAAUAAUACAAGCUUGCCUCAUUUUAUGACUCAACAACCAAAUAAUAACGAUUAUCCAACUUCAUCAUCACCAUUUCAUCCACAUUCCACUCUUUCUUACACAAUUUCACUACCAUCAUCUCAUCCACACUCCACUUUUCCUUACACAAGUGAUGAUACGACCUUGCUUCAUUUUGCAGCUCAACAACCAGAAACACAACAAAAACUAAAAGAUGAUAUUCAUAAUAACAAUUGUGCAGUUUCUUCAUCAUCUCAUACACAUUCUACUUUUUCUUGCGCAAGUGACAAUACAAGCUCGCCUCAUUUUGUAGCUCAAGAACCAAAAAUGCAACAAAAACAAAAAAAAGAUUUUUGUGAUGAUUGUGCAGUUCCAUCAUCAUCACUUCAUCUGCAUUCUACUUUUUCUUGCGCAAGUGAUAAUACAAGCUUGUCUCAUUUUAUGGCUCAACAACUAGAACUGAAACAAAACCAAAAUGAGAAACUUCAUAACAACGAUCGUGCAGUCUUAUCAUCACCUCAUACAUAUUCUACCUUUUCUUACAAAGAUGAUAGUACAAUCUCGCUUCAUUUUGUGACUCAACAAUCAGAAAUAGAAGAAAAUCAAAAAGAUAAGAGAAAUAAUAACGAUUAUGUAGUUUCACCACAUUCUAUUUCGUUUGAUUUUAAUACUAAUGCUGAUUGGAAUACAAUUAUUGACUACUUCCGAUUUUAA
Molecule: messenger RNA, 1254 nt
Organism: Entrophospora candida
Lineage: Eukaryota; Fungi; Glomeromycota; Glomeromycetes; Entrophosporales; Entrophosporaceae
Source: the annotation of a GenBank genome assembly